Messenger RNA from Triplophysa rosa, 1296 nucleotides. RefSeq names its product ankyrin repeat domain 16 (gene ankrd16). The transcript is spliced from 7 exons. The record is from RefSeq and is a predicted model, not a curated record. Lineage: Eukaryota; Metazoa; Chordata; Actinopteri; Cypriniformes; Nemacheilidae. Gene Ontology annotation, molecular function: protein binding. Bases 117 to 1220 code for a protein of 367 amino acids.
AUUUUGAAGAGUGUUUAGCUAUGGUUCGUGCUCCUCGACUCCUCUGUUUCGGUGCUACGUGCAGUGCGUUUAUUGCAAUUAAAUGUGCUUUGUUUAUCGUUCUUUAAUUGAACUAAAUGGAGGAAGAAAGCACAUUAAAGCAUUUAAUCAAAGCAAUUCAACACGGAGAGCUGUGCACAGUUAGACACCAACUCAAUGACCACGUCAACAAGCAGUCUGUCAUCUAUACACAUUUUGGGAAAUCUGGAGAUACUUUAUUGCACUAUGCUGCGAGAUACGGACAUUUGGACAUUUUACGUUAUCUGGUAGACGAGUUGGACAUGGACAUUGAGGUGUACAACAACGACUACAAAAGAGUUUUGCAUGAGGCUUCUUCCAUGGGUCAUUAUGGGUGCGUGCGAUAUCUUAUUGCCAAAGGAACAAAAAUAGACAGUUUAAAGAAAGCAGACUGGACUCCUCUUAUGAUGGCCUGUACCCGACGGAACCUUGACGUCGUCUCCGAGCUUCUGGAUCACGGUGCGGACCCAAUGCUACAGAACAAGGAUGGGUGGAACGCAUUCCACAUCGCAUGCAGAGAAGGAGAUCCAGCCAUCAUACAGCACCUCCUACUGGCCAAACCAGAGGUGUGGAAUACAACGAGUAAAACUGGCAGGACACCUCUCCACACUGCUGCUCUGCAUGGCUGUGAGGAUGCAGUUAAGAUUCUGCUUGAGAGGUGCUCCUAUGUGCCUGAUGGGAAAGAUAGUUGUGGAGUCACACCGUUUAUGGACGCCAUAAGGAAUGGACAUAUAGCUAUAGCUAAAUUGCUACUCGAGAAUCACAAAGCAUCUGCCUCUGAGGUUGAUGUUCUCGGAGCUCAGCCCUUGCACCAGGCCUCUGUGACAGCUCAGGAGGAGGCGCUGUCUUUUCUUGUUCGUAAUCUUGGUAUCGAUGUAAACGGAAGAGCCACAAAGCUGGAGUUGACAGCACUGCACUAUGCUGCUAAGGAAGGUCACACGGGUACUAUAAAAAACCUGCUUGCCCUUGGCGCCGAUCUGCAUGCUAGAGACACAAAAGAAAGAUCAGCUCUACACAUGGCAAGCAUUGGCCAGCAUGCAGAAACUGUUAGGACGCUACUACAACUGGGACUUUCAGACACCAAAGACAAUGCCGGCAAUACAGCCAGACAGUAUGCCAAAAAACCUGACAUAAGAAAGGUGUUUGAAAGUCUUGAAAUGUAAAUUUUGACCAGAUCUAAGACUAUGAAUAAAUUAUUGCUUUAAAUCAUGUGCAAAAUAAACAUUUUUCUCAUGAAAU